GGAGGGUAGUGGACACUUUCCAUUUCUCCCAAAGAGGACGGCAAAGACUUCAAAAUUCACCCUUUUGAAGUCCAUGAAGAAUAAGAUUCACAAGGGACUUCAUUUUCUCCUAUGUAUAUACCCCCAGCAAACACCUCCAAAUAACACUCUCAAGCUGCUGCUUCCACCCUCUCUUCUCAGACCAUACCCAUGUCCAGGCUUCAUGAUCUUCGCCGCCUUUCCUCUUUCAAUACAGUCUGUCAGUCGACUGACUUCUCGGCGUUCGGGAAAUGGACGGCAGAUUUUGAUUUCUGGGGCCAACAGAGAACCAGGAAUCAUGAUGCCUGUGGUUUUUCAAGCUUUGCUGAAGCAGAGGAGUUGCAGGCUCAAACAAUAGAUCAUGAAGGCGACGGCUGUGGCGCCUGCUCACCUCCAUUAUGGACAAGCACGACCCCUUUACUCCCCGGCGAUCAUUGUUACAGUUAUCCAUCCCCGAGAUCGCGGUUGCAGGCAAUCAUGGACGGCAGAAAGGAAAUCAUGGAGAUGAUCAAGGACUUGCCUGAGUCUUCAUACGAACUCUCCCUGAAAGAUAUCGUUGAUGAGCAGAAGAGCUUGGAACAGCAGAGGUUGGAAGCCGGUCAUAAAGAUGGUGUAAUGGCAUGUGGGAGUCUGAAUUCGGAUAAACUAAAGCAACAGAGGAGGAAAAAGUGCACGAACCGUCAGAUAUCGCGAAGCCAAAGCAUGGAUACUGGAGUUUUCCUUCUGAAAACGUUUGCCCCAGUUUCUUGGGGACUGAAGCGGAGAUCGACAACGAGUAACCGCUCGAAGGUUUCUCCAAGACCAUUGAUGGAGGCACCGGAGAAGGCAGUUGAUCAAAAGGGAUGGUGGAAGUCUCUGUCUAUGGGAAAUGGUAAGAACAGUAGAAGUAGCAGCAGCAAUAGCAACAGCAGCAGCAGCAGCACUGGAAGCACUACUAGCAUCAGGAACAGGCACGAAGACAUGAGCUUUACACCCAGCUGCUGGUCCUUUUUCAAAAAAAACAGAUUCAGGAGACAGUAGAGAGGGGCUGCCUCCUGUGAAUGAGCUCACUUUAUGAAAAUCGUUCAAUGCAACUACUACUACAAUAGUUACCAGCUACAAGUGAGGCACUUGCAUGCCAAUCUUGUGGCAUCCGAAGAUAUAAUAAUCCACACUUACUGUUAUCAAGCUAGAUGUCACGCUCUUGGAAAACUGUAACAUACAGGUUCAGAAUAAUCGAUUUCCCCAUGAGCUUACAUAUAUAUUCUGCAAGGUGCAGAUGCAGAUCUAAAUGUAUUUCUUAGUUUAUAGAGCUGAUUGCCAAGAAAGUCGGUAGUCACCCCCCCCCCCCCCCCCCCCCCUCUUUUCUUGACGUUAUUGUUAGUGUAUGUGCUCUAGACCCAAUCAGAUUGAGCAUGUUGUACACUGAUAAUUGUAAUCAUAUUUAUUAUUUGAAUAAGGAGUUGUUCAAAUU
This is a messenger RNA of Diospyros lotus (date-plum), 1471 nucleotides long. RefSeq lists its product as uncharacterized. The transcript is spliced from 2 exons. NCBI's taxonomy places the organism in Eukaryota, Viridiplantae, Streptophyta, Magnoliopsida, Ericales, Ebenaceae. The coding region runs from base 190 to 1038 and encodes 282 amino acids. The record is from RefSeq and is a predicted model, not a curated record.